AUGACAAUGAAAGAGAUUUCAAUUUCAAAAAGAAACUGUAUUUCCACUCUUCUUGAAGAAGGUUAUUCCAGCUGUACUAUUGCUUUUCAUGAGAAAGCCAGGCUGCCCCAAAAUACUUACCACCCACCACAAAAGAAGAAUAGCAUGGAAUUUAGGUUGGACAUAUGCUUGACUGCCAUCAUAGCCCAAAAAAAACUAACAUCUGAUGAAGAUGAAGCAAAGUUUAAGAUUUUUAAUUCAGAUGGAAGAGAGUGGUGUUGGAAAGACCUGAAUUCACCAUUGUUACCACAACAUGUAAAGCUAACAGUGAAAUAUUGUGGUGG
This is a messenger RNA of Dentiscutata heterogama, 323 nucleotides long. The record is from the annotation of a GenBank genome assembly. Lineage: Eukaryota; Fungi; Glomeromycota; Glomeromycetes; Diversisporales; Gigasporaceae.